Molecule: messenger RNA, 7118 nt
Organism: Vanrija pseudolonga
Lineage: Eukaryota; Fungi; Basidiomycota; Tremellomycetes; Trichosporonales; Trichosporonaceae
Gene: CKAP5
Product: Cytoskeleton-associated protein 5
Exons: 12
Coding region: 209-7033 (2274 amino acids)
Biological process (GO): establishment or maintenance of microtubule cytoskeleton polarity; mitotic spindle organization; microtubule polymerization
Cellular component (GO): spindle pole body; microtubule plus-end; spindle pole
Molecular function (GO): microtubule plus-end binding; microtubule plus end polymerase activity
Source: RefSeq, a predicted model, not a curated record
CUUCGAAUCUCAUUGUCAGACAAGUCAAGUCAUUCUCAGACAACUCGGGCCGGUCACUCCAACGGCAUCAUUGACACGACUGCAGUCACGACAACAAGCCCCCCCCCACUAUCAAUUACGACACGAAGCACCCACCCCUCUCGACUUUGUGAACCACACCAUCUAGAUCACUCGCGGCCGGCCGCCGAACCGCUGCAUCUCGACAGUCAUGGACGGCGAACCACCUCAGGAGGAGGACUUUUCGCAGAUCCCACUCGUCGAGCGAAGCCAGCACAAGAACUGGAAGGCCCGUCUCUCGGCGUACAACGAUGUCAUUGCAAAGUCGGCCAAGACGGCCUCGGACACGGAUCCCUUCUUCAGGCCAUUCAUCGGCGAUGCGGGACUGCUCAAGAAGUGGACACUCGACGCCAACGCCGUAGCGCAGGAGAAGGGUGUCGAGGCGGUUCUCGCCAUCGUGACAAAUAGCGGCGAGACGAGCGCAAAACUACGGCCCGAGGUUGUACCUGCGCUCGUGGACAAGGUGCUCGGCAACUCUCGAGCAGGCACCAAGAAGAAGGGCUCCGACCUGUGCGCCAUGUUCGUCGAGGUCGAGAAUGGAGGAGAGGGUGUGGUCACGGAUGUCCUCGUCGGCCUCGGAGCAAAGCAGCCCAAGACAGUCGCGGGAGCCGUUACGACCUUGAAAGAAAUCACCGAGGCUUUCGGAGUUCCCGCCCUCGGCAACGUCAAGGUGCUGCUCAAGGCUCUCCCCAAAAUCUUCGGCCACACCGACAAGAACGUCCGUGCUGAGGGCACCAGCCUCACGCUUGCGCUGUACACUUGGCUCGGUCCGGGGCUCAUGCCGGCAUUGGCAGAGCUCAAGCCGGUGCAGGUGGCCGACUUGCAAAAGGCGUUUGACGCCCUGGACGCAGAAGGCAAGGGCAAGGGCACUGGCAAGGCGACCCGCUGGACGCGCAAGGCGCAACGUGAACGAGAGGAGGCCGAAGCGGCCGGCGGCGCCGACGACGAUGGAGGCGCUGCCGGCGACGCCGAGCCCGAGGCGAUCGACCCAAUGUCUCUCCUGGACCCAGUGGACGUGCUGGCUCUGUUCCCUGCUGAUCUCAGCGAACGGCUCGCGUCAUCAAAAUGGAAGGACAGGCUCGAAUCAAUAGAGGAGUGCAACAAGGUUCUUGCACAGCCGCAGAAUGGGCGCAUCUUGACGUCGAAUGCGGGAGCGUACUCUUCUCUGGUCCAGACGCUCGGCACGAAAUGCCACAAGGACGCCAACGUCAAUGUCGUCAUGGAGGCGGCCAAGCUUUUGGAAGGGCUCGCAAAGGGCCUCGGCAAGUCGUUUGGCCAGUUCCGCGGCGUCACCAUGACUGGUCUCAUGGAGAGGUUGAAGGAGCGCAAGGCGGCCGUCGUGGAGGCGCUGGGCAAGGCUUUGGACGCCAUCUUCCUGACAACGACACUGCAGGACAUUGUCGAGGACGUCCUCACUCAGCUCAAGUCGAAGAACCCCCAGGUCAAGGAGGGCACGCUAAAUUUCUUGCAUCGGAGUCUGAAAGCCACUCUCGACGCGCCAGGAAAGGACCAGGUCAAGCCCAUGGCCGAGGCACUCGUCGCCCUACUCUCCGACAGCGCAGAGCCUGUGCGUACCGCUGCUGCUGAGUGUCUCGGUACCAUGAUGAAGAUCCUGGGCGAGCGCGCUUUCAACCCCUUCAUCGAGAACGUGCCUGAAAUCCAAAUGACCAAGGUCAAGGAUGCCUUUGGACGCGCCGAGAUCAAGUACAAGGUCGGAGGUGCCAAGAAGCCAGCACCAAAAGCCGCUGCACCUCCCGCCAAACCUCCUGCUGCCACCCGACCCGCUGUGAAGAAGCCCGUUAUGCCCCCUCCGUCGCCGACAAAGAGCAACGGCAGCGGAAGUGACGCGCUGCUCGACGACAUUGCCCCUCCGGCCAAAGCAAUGCCGGCCAGAUUGAAGGCGAUGCUGGCUGCAAAGGCCGCGCCACCACCACCACCGUCUGAUGACCUACUCAUUGACGAGGUAGCUGCCCCGAAGCGUGCACCACCUGCGCGGUUCACGAGACCAUUAACAAAGAAGUCCAAGGACGAUGAAGACACACCGCCAGCUUCACCCGGACCAAAGUCUGCGCUUCCGUCUCCUACAAAGGCCGCACCUCCAGCACGAGCUGCUCCGCCUAAAGCAGCAGCGCCCAAGAUGCCACCACCAGCUGCAGCGGGACCCUCCAAGCCGCCAGCGAAGCCGCCAGCUGCUGCUGGUAAGCCUGGAGCUGCCAAGACACUGGCUGGAUCACCUACGGACCCGGUGAAGUACCGGUACAGUCCGGAGGAGGCUGCGGCGCGUGCGGAGGAGGCCAUCCCCGCCAAUUACCACUCGGCUCUCGCCGACGCCGCCUGGAAGGUCCGUCUCGAGGCCGCCGAUGAGAUGGUCAAGUGGAUUGGCGAAGACGGCGGUGCCGAGGCGGUGGACAGCGAAAUCAUGAUGCGUUUCUUGGGCAAGACGCCAGGUUGGGGAGAGAAGAACUUCCAAGUUUCGUCCAAGCUGUACCAGGUCAUGUCGUUGAUGGCUGAGAAGAGCCCAUCGUUUGGAAAGCCAGCAGCUUCGCUGAUCAUUGGGCCGUUGACGGACAAGCUCGGCGACCUGAAGCUGAAGAAGCCUGCUGGAGACGCCCUUUCGCUGUGCGCUGAGAGGACGUCUCUGGCGUUUGUUCUUGCCCAAUCCUUCGAGCCCAUGACCAAGCAGAAGGCCCCCAAGGCUCAGGCGGACGCCUUGACGUGGAUCAAGCAGCAGGUCAUCGACUUUGGUAUCGCUGGCAUCGCUCUUCGCGAGUUCAUCACUUUCAUCAAGACGGCUCUUGGCUCACCAAACGCGGCUGUGCGCUCUAGCGCUACUGCGUUGCUGGUGCAGGUCAAGGUUGGCGUUGGAGCAGACAUUUCGGGCUUCAUCGAGGACCUCAACCCACAGUUGUUGACCACGAUCAACAAGGAGUUUGACAAGGUUGACGGCCAGACGCCACCUGAACCAACUCGCCAACAGGCCGACCUCAAGGAUGGCCCGGCUGCAGGCGCCAAGGGCGGCAAGGGCGGUGCAGACCCGCUAGACGACCUCAUCCCCCGUGUCGACCUCGACAAGCUCGUCGCGUCGACGCCUGUCAUCAACGACUCGAAGAGCGACGCUUGGAAGGUCCGAAAGGAAGCGUUCGAGGCGCUCAACGCUGUCCUGGAAGUCAAGUCCAACGGCCGGUUGAAGCCCAACAUGGGCGAGAUCGGUACAGUCUUGAAGAAGGCGAUGGCAGACACCAACCUGUCGGUCAAGAUGCUGGCCCUUGGCAUCAUCACCAAGAUUGCAACUGGUAUGGGCCAGCCGUUCGACAAGUACAACCGUCUGCUUGUCGCUGCUGUCUGCAGCGUCUGCGCGGACCAGAAGGCCACGACUCGAUCGGCGGCGUUGACAACCCUCUCUGCCAUUGCCGACGCUUGUGGGUCUCUGGACACAAUGUAUGCUGGCAUUGGUGCCAGCUUGGAGAGCACCAACCCGGCGCUCCGGUCCUCUGUUCUCGGCUGGGUGGGCGACCGUCUUUCCGCAGAGCCACCAAGCCGAACGGCAGACCUGACCCCUCUCGGAGCACCAGUGAUUGCAGGUCUCGAGGACCGUAAUGGUGACGUGCGAAAGGCUGCCGGCGUUGUCCUUCCAUUUGUCAUUGCCAGCGCGGGCUUCGACUUCGUCAUGGACCAGUGCGCUGGCCUCAAGCCGGCGUCCAAGGCGACGAUUGUUCCGCUUGUCAACGCUGCGCGGGGUGCGGCUGCUGAUGCUGCUCCAACGCCAGCGGCGGCUCCGGCAGCCAAGAUGCCCGCCGCUGCCGGACCUGCUCGUACCAUGAGUAUCAAAGCUCCUGGUGCUAAGACAGCGCCCGGUACUCCUCGAGCAGGUUCCACUGCACCGGUGCUUCCCAAGGCGACAACUCCUGGCCCGGGACGGUCGCUCGCAAUGAAGGCACUCUCCUCCGCGCCUGGCACUCGCCCGACCUCCAGCCUCAGCGACGACAGGCCCACAGGCAUUGCAACCAAGAUGCGUCUCCCGACUGCGCGAAGCGGCUCCAGUUCCACAAUAGCGUCCAUCGCUACUGCUCCAGCGGCACCUUCGGGACGCACGCUGCCGUUCUUGACAAGUGCCCCAGAACCACGCUUGCAACGAUUGAAACGAGACGCGAGCCGUUGGUCGCUCGAGGCUGCUGCUCGCGCAGACAGCUUAGAGUACCUCUACUCCCAGAUGGAGCCUCACACCAGCCCCGACAUCUUCACACUGCUCUUCAGCAAGGACCACAAGGCCGAGGAGGACUUCAUGGCAUCUCUUGCCGUAAUCGCCGAGUUCUACGACGCUGAGACGGCUCCUUCAUUCGGCCUCCCAGAGCAUGAAAUCGUCGCGAUCCAGCAGGUCAACGUCGACCUCGCGCUCAAGUACGCGGCUGCCCGCCUUCUGUCCAACAAUACCCAGCUUGGAAUCAGGUCGCUGGAGGUCAUUUCCAACGUGCUAGAUGGCUUGGCACGCAGUGGAGAGCGGCUGAGUGAGACAGAGGUCAAACUUUUUGUGCCGGCUCUUGUGAUCAAGCUUGGAGACGCCAAGUUUGGUCCAAAACUGGCGCCUAUCUUUGAGGGGCUGGACAAGAUCAUUCCCGCAUCGCAGGUCGUCCAGUUGCUCGUUCAGUACGGUCUCGAGGACAAGUCGGCGGGCAAGACGUGUCGCAACGAAUCUCUCGCCCUUAUCGAGAAGACGUAUCGCAAGCGAGGAUCAGUGUUACGGCAGGGCGAUCGCGCGUUCUAUGAAGUGGUCGCCAAGUGCAUCGCGGAUCAGGGCACGCGUAACGCAGCACUCAACCUCAUGGCCUUGCUUCAGUUGCAGGGCGAGUCUAGGAACCUGACCGCGGUGAUUGAAUCCAUGCCCACUUCGUCCAAGGAUAUGCUUGCGAACCGACGAGCGACGCUUGCUGCCUCGAAAGCCGGCGCUCCCUCAGCCAUUGCUCGCGCUUCAGCUACCGACUCUGGACCGACUUCCCCUCGCUCAGCUUCACCGCGGCCGAAGGCUGCUGGGACGAACCGGCUUUCAAGGGAGAUUCCGGGGCCGUCGUCUGGUCCGACGUCGCCUGGUCCCACUCGCCCAGCGUCCCGCGGUAUCCCUGCACCCAGCACCCGUUUACCCACAACGUCUGGGUCGUCAACACCAUCGCGUGCGAUCCUCGUCCCGUCUUCGUUGCGGCCUGCUUCUGCAGCCUCGUCUGAAGCCUCGGGCUUACCCAUGCCAGGAGCGUCGAAGCGCACCUCCAGACUGCCGACGGCGGGAGCCGAGCUGUCGACCAACAUUAACGGCCCCACUCGCCCGUCGACUCAGCCGCUUGGUCGCCCAGUCCCAGCACCUGCCCCAGCAGUCAGCGAAGCUGUCCUCGCUAUCGAGGCCGCAAAGACACGGGAUGUCGAUGAGUCUGCCGAGGCGCUCAAGAGGCUGUCCACUCUGGUCGAAGAGGAGGAGGCGCUGUUCGUGCCCGAGGCAAAGGCUCUCCUGGACGUCUUGUGCCACCAGCUUGAACUCACGUCGCUCAACCCCGUCGACCUGCUCGAGGCUCGCAGCCUGCGACGAAUCAAGCACCUCAUGCGCUCGAUCCAUAUUGCAUUUGGCCGAGCCGUGAUUGUGACGAAGUUCAAGCUGCAGGCCCUCGAGCGCCUGUUCUCUGGCAUCAGACUGCACUACGCCCUCCUCGAGGUCUGGAGCGAGAACGAGCCAGAGGAGAACCAGCAGGCCAACGACUUACGGGACUACAUGAGUAUGGUCCUGAGCUCGAUCAUUGCCACGCCGUCGCGCGAGCUGGUUUACGCCAUGCUGUUCGACGCGCUGGUCGACCUCUGUCGUGACAUGACGCCGAACCAGGACCCACGAAUCGCGAGCGAGAUUGGUGUUGUGCUUCAGUGCACGUACAAGCGUGUACGCUCGAUCGACUCGGACCUGCGCAACAACCGUAUCGCGGCUGGCACGCUACUCAGCAUCAUCGAGGACCUGCUACAGGUCAUUCCGCCUGUCCAGUGGCGCCGCCGUCCAAAGUAUGGCCUUCCGCACGGCGACCUGCCACUGCGUGUCGUCAAGACCCUACUCCAGCGUGUCAUUGUCUACACCAAGGAGAUCAACGUGGGCAUUUACGACCUUUUGCAAGAGCAGUUUGGCGCCGAGGCCGACAUGACGACGGUGUACAGUUACAUCUUCCGAAUCUCGUCGGCAGAGGAAGCACCCCCGCCUGAGAAGGCAGCCCCGGCCGACUCUGUUGUUGCUCGUCGUGCAACCAACGGCCACGAGCGCCCAGUGAGCCUGUUAUCGACCGGCAAGAGAAUGUCGGUCGUUCCCGAGCCUCCAGCCCCGCCUGUUAGCAAGUCGCCAACCCGCGAUGUCAGUGAGGCGGAGCGACUGGUUCGCCGUCUGACCGACACGAGGGACAGCGAGCAGCGUCUGAACGACCUGCACGCGUUCAUGAAGUCGAGCCCGGAGAAUGAGGCUGAGGCUCGCGCGGCCGUCGCUUCGAUUCUCAACCCCGCUGCACAGACCUUCGUCUGGCGUGCGAUUGACCGCCGAAGUGGCGAAGGCGCUGAGCCUCGCUCACCGACCGUCGCUGCCACGACGGUGCCGCCGCAGCCCGCAUCGCCCAUUCGCUCCCCAGUCCGCGAGCUCACCUCGCCGCCUCUGAGUAACGCGUCGUCCGUGUCUGGUCCCUCGCGGCGUACGUCUCUUGCGCCUCGCCCAUCUUCGAUGGCGGGCUACGACAAGAAUGCGCCAGUCGACGACCAGCUGGCACAGCUCAAGGCGGUGUUUGCACGCACGUCUCGUACCUCAGGGUCAUCGCCUACGACGAGACCGCUGAGUGACUAUGAGCGCGUGUCACCUACCCCUGAGCGGCCUCUGAGCGACAUUGAGCCUCUGCGCGCUGCCCAGUUGGCUGCACAGCGGCGGCCGCUGAGCGAGAUUGAGCUGGGCAAGACGACGCCUUCGCCUGAAUGAGGCGUGGUCGUCGUCGUUGUCGGGCGCGUCGUGGGCACUAGUCGUAUUCCCAUUGUAUCACUGCUGCACCUCCAAUGCAUGGCGU